Molecule: messenger RNA, 585 nt
Organism: Penicillium vulpinum
Lineage: Eukaryota; Fungi; Ascomycota; Eurotiomycetes; Eurotiales; Aspergillaceae
Exons: 2
Coding region: 1-585 (194 amino acids)
Source: RefSeq, a predicted model, not a curated record
AUGUCAUUUUAUUCUGACCCUCAGUACCUUUUCGACCUCUCUCACCAAUCCAACCCUGGUAAUUCAUGGCCUGGGGAUUCGUGGCCAGAUGAAAUGGUCACCUUAAACGAUAUCAUCAAUCAUACCGAUCCACCAACUCAGCUAGACCCUGAUUUCGACCUCCUCUGGUCCCAAAUAAAUGAAGAAGCCCGGAACUCCGAGGCCGGUUCUUUUGCACUGCCAUCUCUCUCCCCAUCGAACUCCUUUGUUUCGCCACCGCAAGCCAAUCCGCAGCCCUGGACGCCUCCCGAUAUCUAUGAGAUAGGCUAUCAGGACACUAAUGGUGAUUGGCGCUGCAACUACUCGGGAUGCCUCUCCAAUCAGGUCUUUAUGCGGGCCUGCGACCUGCGAAAGCAUUACCGUUCCCAUCAGAAAACCUACUUCUGCAAGGAACUGGACUGUGAGUGGUCCAAAAUUGGGUUUUCGUCGAGCAAGGAUUGUCAGCGGCAUAUGAGGUCUCAUCGGCCAAUGAUCAAAUGCUCUGCAGCGGAGUCACUGGGUUGUACCCGGGUGUUCAGCCGAGUUGGUUUAAUUACGGAUUUAUAG